UCAGCCAAUGAGCGUCGAGCUCACCGGUCAUCUUCGGCUCACUGUUGACGCAAUAAUGAAAGUGUGCAGUGUCGCUCAAUUCCCACGUUGUUGUCAUUCGGAGAGACGCGUCCAGCAGACGGGAAGUUCCGUGGUGUCGCAGGAGUGUAAUUUUCCGACAGGGUAUCACGAUGGAGAAUGGGGAUGACAGCAGAGUGCGCUCCCGCCACCGAAACCUUGCCCAAAUGCCCACCUACUCUGACCCGGAUAGCCCAGUGAAUGGCCAGUGUAGCCUAGGAGGGGAUCAGAAUCAGUCCAUUGGAGACAGUCACAUCAGCAGCAGUGGGAAAAUUGAGGUGGAGCAAAUGAUCAGCAAGAAGCUACAACUGAAAAGGAAAGCAGAGUACCUGAAGAAGGACCUGAUGCGCGAAUUUGACAACCAGGUCAAUGACUUCAUGGACAGCCUUAUUGAGGAGUCGACUAGAGUGGAGGCUGCACCCCUGCCUGCUGUCUUCUCACCCACUCUGUCAGACAGGGAGAGAAGCAGACUUGGUUUGGCCAUGUGUUCCUCCAGGCAUUUCCGACCUCCUCACGGCGAGGGCAAGCAGUUUGUCAGCCGCAGGUCCCUUCUUGAUGAGCUCUUUGAGGUGAACCACAUCCGGACUAUCUACCACAUGUUUAUUGCCCUGCUCGUUCUUUUCAUCCUCAGUACGUUGGUGGUUGAUUUCAUCGAUGAAGGCAGACUGGUGCUAGAUUUUGACCUGCUGGUCUACGCAUUUGGGCAAUUCCCACUGGUGGUGUGCACGUGGCUCUUUAUGUUCCUUUCAGUUUUAGUGGUUCCCUAUCCCCUGUUCAAGCUGUGGACGCAGAGCCAGUCUGGCUCUUCCGGUCACCACAAGCUUUACAGUUUUCUGUUUGGCUCCACGUUCCUUCUCUAUCAAGCCUUGGGCCUUGGUUUUUUACCCACAUAUGUGGUUGUGGUCAACAGUUUGCCCCCGGCCUCGUGCUUCAUCGUCAUCUUGGAGCAGGUGAGACUCAUGAUGAAAGCCCACUCUUUUAUAAGAGAGAAUGUCCCAAGAGUUCUGGCCUGGGCUAAGGACAAGUCCAGCCCAACCCCAGUAGUGCCUCAUGCUUCUCAAUAUCUCUACUUUUUGUUUGCCCCUACGCUUAUCUACAGAGAUAAAUAUCCAAGGAGCCCAAUGAUCAGAUGGGGCUAUGUGGCCACAAAGUUACUCCAAGUACUAGGCUGUCUGUUUUAUGCGUACUAUGUGUUUGUGCGGCUCUGCAUCCCUCAGUUCCGCAGCAUCAGCCUUCAGUUUUUUGACCUGAGGGCCAUGGUCCUUGGCGUGUUUAACUCCAUCCUCCCUGGAGUGUUGGUUCUUUUCUUGGGUUUCUUUGCCUUCCUCCACUGUUGGUUGAAUGCAUUUGCAGAGAUGCUUCAGUUUGGCGAUAGGAUGUUCUAUAAGGACUGGUGGAACUCAACAUCUUUUGCCAACUACUACCGUACUUGGAAUGUAGUCGUUCAUGACUGGCUGUUUCACUACGUGUACCGGGACUUCCUUUGGAUCUCCCAGAAGCGUUUCCGAACAGCAGCCAUGCUGUUUGUGUUUACAUUGUCUGCAGUUGUCCACGAGUAUAUCCUUGCAAUCUGCUUCGGCUUCUUCUAUCCAGUCCUCUUCUGUCUGUUUAUGUGCUUUGGAAUGAUGUUUAACUUCAUCCUCCAUGAUCAAAGGAAAGGUCCCAUCUGGAAUAUAAUCAUGUGGACUUCCCUCUUCUUGGGACACGGCGUAAUCAUCUGUUUGUACUCCCAGGAGUGGUAUGCCCAGCGCUACUGCCCUCUAAAAGAGCCCUCCCUGCGAGAGUUACUGCAGCCUCGGUCAUGGACCUGCCAGAAAAGUGUGAUGACCAAUUAACUGGGUGUGACCUGGACUGCAACUGUGACAUGCUCAUUCACUAUCCUUUCUGUUACUGUCCUAAGUUUUGGUGUCUGCUGUUUUUCUUCGUUUAUUGCACUAAAGUUACUACUGAAUUGUCAUAAGAAUGCAUGGAAAAGAUUCAAUAAGUCUUUAUUCCCCAUGCGAACAGGUGCCUUACUUAUAUUUUCUGUCUUCAACAAAUAUAUACAGUAUAUAUUGUGCGUGCGCUAUUUUACACAUGAAUUUCCCAAUCCUUUUGACUUGAUCUACUGUGAGGUUACAUCUUGUGUCAAUAUUAGAGGACCAGUCAUCAAUGUGGCCAGUCAUUAUGUACAAAUCAUUCACAUAUGCAGUAAUAGUUAAUAUUUAACAAACCCAGCAAUUGCAUCCGAAUCAUAAAGGUCAUUUCGUUUCAUUGGUAUUUCGCAUUUCGAGGUAGUUGGGCUCUUCGAUCAUUCAAAUGGCAUAUUAUAAAAAGAAAUAUCAAGAUAAUAUAUUCUGUGUCACCUAUGUAUUCUAUAUAACUUGAACUGGCUUGGCCAGAUGUUGUGCAUGAUUGACAUUUUUUUUUUCCUUUGGGACCAAAAUGAGAUUUUAUCCUCAACAU
Hippocampus comes (tiger tail seahorse) is the source of this 2502-nucleotide messenger RNA. It is a transcript of the gene soat1, whose product is annotated as sterol O-acyltransferase 1. Lineage: Eukaryota; Metazoa; Chordata; Actinopteri; Syngnathiformes; Syngnathidae. Gene Ontology annotation, biological process: cholesterol metabolic process; cholesterol efflux. The record is from RefSeq and is a predicted model, not a curated record. The transcript has 16 exons. Gene Ontology annotation, molecular function: cholesterol binding; fatty-acyl-CoA binding; cholesterol O-acyltransferase activity. The coding region runs from base 171 to 1892 and encodes 573 amino acids. Gene Ontology annotation, cellular component: endoplasmic reticulum membrane.